AUGCUGCCGGCGCUGGCGGAUGGCGACGAGCGGGAGCUGGAGAGCAGCGAGGAGGGCGGCGGCGCGGGCGAGGAGCGGCGGCCCGAGCGGCACGGCAACACCUACCACGGCCUCUACGGCUACCGCAGCCGCAGGUCCCUGCAGCAGGGAGCUGACAGCGGCGAUGGAAGCCCGGCCGCAGAGACACCCUCCAGCGAGGACUUCAGCCUGUCCUUGCUGGAUACCAACUUACCAGCUGAAGCGGAGACUGAACUGCGUGGUUUUAUUGCGAAGCGCCUUACCAAAGGAGCCCUUUUUGAAGGGAUGGGGAAUGUAGCAACUGUGGAGCUGAGCAUACCAGAAUAUAAAGUUGGUUGUUACUACUGUCUUUUCCGCCAAGAAAAUCUUCUAAAAAUGGCAGCAUUGGAAUCAGACAUCUCAGCUCCAGAAUACGUGAUUUGUUUCUUAGGUGGUUCAGAGAAAGGUUUAGAACUUUUCAGACUUGAACUGGACAAGUAUGUUCAAAGCCUGAAGAUAAACUUUAACCCAGAGCAAAAAACCUUGGAGACCUACAUUAACCCCUACUUGCAGAGCUGGUUUGAGAAUUCUGUGUGCCCUAUUCAGAGAGUGGUACAGCUCUUCCAGGAGAAACUUGCCUUCUUGUUACAUGCUGCUUUGAGUUACACUCCUGUGGAAGUGAAAAACUCAGAUGAAAGAACAGAGAAAGACAUUAGCAGGUUUCUGGCAGCUGCCAGCCUCCAAGGACUUGUUCAGGAAGGAACAAUGACCUCCUUGUGUAUAGCCAUGACUGAGGAGCAGCAAAAGUCAUUAAUUAUAGACUGCAGUGGAGCCCAGCCUCAGUUGCACAAUGCAGGAAGCAACAGAUUCUGUGAGGACUGGAUGCAGGCUUUUAUAAAUGGUGCCGAAGGUGGAAAUCCAUUUCUCUUCCGGCAAAUUUUGGAAAACUUUAAAUUGAAGGCUAUACAAGACAUUAACAACCUGAAGAGGUUUAUCCGCCAGGCUGAAAUGAGCCACUAUGCCUUGUUCAAAUGUUACAUGUUCCUGAAGAACUGCGGCAGUGGAGACAUCCUUUUGAAGAUUGUUAAAGUAGAACACGCAGAAAUGCCAGAAGCCAAAAAUGUAGUGGCCGUCCUUGAGGAAUUCAUGAGAGAAACAGAAGUGAUUCAGACCAAUCUUAAUUAGGCUGCACUAUCUUAAGGGUAUUGUAUCAGUCUUUAAUUUCUUCCAUGCUACUUUGUUUCACUAUGUCAGAAGUUUUAAUUUAUAUUUAAAAAUAUUUCCUGGGUUAAAUGUAAGUUUUAGUUCUGCCUACUUGUCUUCCUUCUAAAUAAAGGAGCAUGAGUUUUGUUUUAACGUGUAAGUAUUAGUUGUUAUAUAAACUCAUAUAUAGUUUUCGGCACUUACCAGCUUCUCCAGCUGACUGGUCCUCCUUUUCCGGGGAAGUCAGGCCAGUUGUGGUUUGUUUUGUUUUACUAUCAUUGCACAAAACAAAGUUACAUGGCAAGCAUUUUCUGUGUAUAAAAUAUGUAAAACAUCUUAAAGAUUAAACAAUGAUAAUCUUAAAGAUCUGGUUACUAAAGAAGCUCCAACAGUUGAAUAAAUCAUAUUACACAAAUCAGUCAUUUUUGUUCAUAUGAGAGAACAGAAUAGUUUGCAACUAGUUUGGACAUUCUACUUUCAAAGUUGCAAAGUUCAUUCUUCUGCUCUUAGAUAAGGUACUCGUUAAUUGGUACAAAGCACAAUUGCUUUAAGAUGGAAGAGUUUUAUGAACUGAUGGAAACUAAUGAUGGAAAAUUUUUAUGUGCUUGUAUAUAUGUAUACAUACAUACAGUAACCAAGCCUGUUAAAGAUAAAAUUUAAAUGCUUUCAUGUAACACAGCUGUACUGAACUCAAUAAUAAGGUUUACAGUAAAACACUUUUAAAUCCUUAAUACUGUGACUCUUUGAAUUGCAAGUAAGUUCUGUCCUUGAUGUCUCCUGUUGAGAAACUUUUAUUCACGCAUUAUAAAGAAGCUGCUGGUUUAAUGUGCAGCAGCCUGCAAGCCUCAUAUUGACAGGAGAACAAGGUAUGAGAAAACUAAUGGUAAUUAAACAAAAGCAUAAAUAUAACGUAGAAGAAGGUGGUUUAGCUGCAUGAAUGGCUGGAAGGCAUUACACACUUAACUGCCUUUGCAGCAAUCAGCUAUUCAAAGCUGAGGAUGAAGCACACAAAAGGUCAGAAAAUGCUGAGAUGUGCUAUUAGUACUUAAAUCUGCAAAUGUGCAAGACUUCUUACAUUAGUGGUAAGGGUCUGAUUUAAAACCUUUGUGAGGAAAACAAAACAAAACCACAAAUCACAGGCUUUUGAUAAGAACGCAAGUUUAGCUUUAAGUGCUAGAGACCUCGCACAGUUUGAAAGCUCGGGAUUUUUUUUUUUCCACAAAAGUAGCAGCAUAAAAGGCAAUUAGUGUUUCUCUUUCCACCACUAAUGAGCUAUGCUUACUGUACAGCAGAUAAUUGGGAGCUAUGGGAAUAAAAUGAUUAUGAGUUUUAUGAGUUUGUAUAAUCCAAGGCUGGUGUCAUGGGGACCAGCUUUUGGCUCCUGUUCUGCUACAGAUAUGCUGGAAUUGGUAGUAUUUGCUUUUAUUUAGCCUUCCUAAAAAUAUUUGGAACCAUCAAGGCAAGGGUAUGGUAUUAACAAAAAAAAAGAAAAAAACACCAACAAAAAAUUGUUUUAAUGGAAUCUGUGCUCAAAUAAUAUUGUUACAACAAAAAUAUACAGAAUGUACACAAUACAAAAAUAUUUGGAAACGUACAGUAGCGUAUUACCUUGCAAAUAUAAUUUUGUUUUACUAGCCCUUAACGGGAAAGUAUCACUUGUUCAGUAUUUUAAGGCAGAAAAUUACAUUGGUUGGUGCUUUGUUAACACUGGGAUGCAUUCAGCUUUAGUAGUGUAAGCAAAAGAAAAGCUCCAUAAAUCUAGCUUUGUUUGCAAACCAAACAGACUGUGAGGGAGUCAGGAGGCAGGCAGUGACUAACGCA
Messenger RNA from Nothoprocta perdicaria, 3021 nucleotides. It is a transcript of the gene CUNH17orf75, whose product is annotated as chromosome unknown C17orf75 homolog. The record is from RefSeq and is a predicted model, not a curated record. Gene Ontology annotation, cellular component: trans-Golgi network. The transcript is spliced from 10 exons. Bases 1 to 1182 code for a protein of 393 amino acids. Lineage: Eukaryota; Metazoa; Chordata; Aves; Tinamiformes; Tinamidae.